Messenger RNA from Xyrichtys novacula (pearly razorfish), 8810 nucleotides. The record is from the annotation of a GenBank genome assembly. NCBI's taxonomy places the organism in Eukaryota, Metazoa, Chordata, Actinopteri, Labriformes, Labridae.
AGAAGAUCAGGAUGGCAUCGAAAGGGAUAGAUGAGGAUGAGGACAUGGAAUUUCUCGAUUGGACGCUGGUGAAUAGAGGAAAAGGGUGAGGCAGGCCGGGUGCACCACGUGGAGGUGAAAUGGGGAUGACAGCUAGCCAAAAUAGUAAAAGAAGUUUAGAUGGAAACAGCACGGAUGAAGGUGACAGGAUAGUGAAACGAAAGGUGGAGAAGGAGGAAUUUAAGAUUGUUCUGAGGUUCAGGAAGGAGGAUGAACAGGUUAAUCUUAGUCCGAUUAAUAUUUUUAAGGGAACUAAAAAAGAAAGUAGGUGAUGUAGAAAUGGCUAAAAUACCCAGAGAUGGGAACUUGUUGAUAAUCUGCAGAAAUGAGGAGCAGAAAAACAAGGUAAUGCAUGUAGAAAACAUAUACAAAAAAGUGAUUUAUGAUAGGAAAAUCCUGGGAGAGAAUAAAGUUGUUUGUGGGGUGAUCACUGGUAUUCCCACUGACGAAGAUCUUGAGAAACUGAAAUGUAGCAUUCAAGGAGGAGAGGUUAAUAGAAUGAAAAUACUAUUAAUAUCAGUUAAUGGAGAGAGGGUGGAAAGCUUAUCAAUACUGAUGGAGUUUCAGGGAUCAGUGCUCCCAGAGAAGAUUAGGGGGCAUGAGUUUCCCAGUCAGGCCUUAUGUCCCUCCUCCACUUCGAUGUUUUAAAUGCCAGAGAUAUGGACAUAUCGCGAUAGCAUGCAAGGGGAAACAAAGGUUCCCUAAAUGUGGAGUGGACCACACAUACGAGCAAUGUGGAGAUCAUAUGGAGAACAAAUGCUGUAACUGUGGUGGCCAGCACAGAGUGACGUAUGGGGGCUGUGAGAGCAGGAAAAGAGCAGUUGAAAUUCAACAGGUGAAGACUGCAAACAAUAUAAGCUAUGCUGAAGCAGUAAGGAAAGUUCAAGAACAAAAGAAAAGGUAUAAAACAGACAGAGGCAACGAGAGGACAAGAACAGAGAGUACAGGAUAAAAUAAAAAUGGGAAUGGAUAUUGAAAGAUUGAUUGUGUUCAUUGCAUAUGUAAUCAACUGUACAGACCAGGCCAGAAAUGGAUAUUGAAAGAUUGAUUGUGUUCAUUGCAUAUGUAAUCAACUGUACAGACCAGGCCAGAAACAAGACAGAGAAAUUAGAAUAAUAGUCAGGGGUGCUGAAAAAUUUCUAGAAAUGAAGGACAUAUCUUGGGAACAAGUCAAUAGGAGGCUUGAGGAUGAUGGCAGACAAGGAUUAGGGGGAGAAAAGACAAUCUGAUUAUUCUUCAGUGGAACGCAAGGAGUCUAAUAGCAAAUGGCCAAGAAUUCAAAAGAGUUAUUGAUGGUAUCAGAAACAAACCAGAAAUUAUAUGUGUACAAGAAGUGUGGCUUAAACCAGAGUUAGAUUUUGUUAUUAAGGGAUAUGUCAGUGUGUGCAGGGAUAGAAUGGAUGGAGUUGGGGGAGGAUGUGUAAUAUUUGUGAAACAAGGAAUUCAAUAUGGAAUACUGGAGAAGGGGAAAGAUCUGGAAAUUAUAACAAUUGAAGUAUGGACAAAAGAAGGAGUAAUCAGAGUGGUGAAUUUUUACAAUCCAUGCAAAAAACUGUCAAUAGAGUCUUUAGAUGAUCUUACUAGAAAUCUAGUGGGCAAAGUAAUUUGCUGUGGAGAUUUUAAUGCUCAUAGCACAGUAUGGGGUAACUAUAAUGAUGGAAAUGGGGAGGUAGUACAAGAGGUAAUGGAAAACAAAAAUCUAGUAUGCAUAAACAAUGGAAAGGGAACAAGAAUCGAUCUUCAACAUGGGUCAGAAUCAGCCACUGAUCUCACCUUAGUAUCAGGCAAAAUAGCAGGUCUAUGCGAAUGGAAAAUUAUGAAAGAACCAACAAUAGGUAGUGAUCACUAUCCAAUGGUUACAAGAAUAGGGUUAAGUUUAGAGGAAUAUGAUACGGGGGGUCAAGAAAGAUGGGUGUUCAGCGGGGCCAACUGGGAAAAAUACAAGCAGAUUAGUGAUGAAGAAAUGAGGAAGGUAAAAAAAAAAACAGGACAUAGAAGAAUAUAACCGUGCAGUAUGUGAGGCAAUUUUAGUUGCGGCAAAUCAAUCAAUACCAAAGAAGAGAGGAGGGAAGAGAAAGAAAAUAGUGCCAUGGUGGACGAAAGAAUGUGAAAACGUAAUUAAAUCCCAGAAUAAAGCAAUUAAAAUAUUAAAAAGAACUCAUAACUUCCAGAACCUUAUUGAAUAUAAAAAGUUACAGGCGAAGGUGAGAAGAACAAUUAAAAAUGCAAAGAAGAUCUUUUGGAGGAAGUUUUGUUGUUCAGUAGGGAGAGAUACAGAAACUGAGAAAGUAUGGGGAAUGAUAAAAAGAAUGAAUGGAAUGAAAAGAGAAUUUGGAUAUCCGGUACUAAAGGUUAAUGAGAAGAAUGCGGUAACAGAGGAAGAUAAAGCAGAAGUACGGUCCAAGACUUUUGUUAGAGUACAUAGUGUCAGUAAUAUCAGUGAAGAGGGACAAAGAGGAAGGGAGAAGACAUUAUCUGAAAAUGUAGAUCUGGUGCAACAGGAGGAAGGAACAAGCAAUGUAUUAAACUUGUCAUUUACAAAAGCAGAAUUAAACCAAGCUCUUAGGAAAACAAAGGUGUCUGCUCCAGGAAAAGAUCAGAUUUGUUAUAACAUGCUCAACUGUUUAAGUGAUUCAUCUAAGGACAUUAUAUUAGAUUUAUAUAACAGGAUCUGGGAGAAAGAAAAAUUACAAAAAAAAUGGAAAGAGGCUGUGGUGAUACCAAUAGGCAAACCAGGGAAAGAUGGGACAAAACCAGAAAAUUACAGACCAAUCGCACUAACAUCAAAUGUAUGUAAAAUAAUGGAAAAAAAUGAUCAAUACAAGAUUAACAUAUUAUAUGGAAAAGAACAGAUAUAUUUCAGCAAUACAAAGUGGAUUCAGAAGAGGCAAAAAUACAAUGGACCCAGCACAAUGUCUGGAACAUGAAAUAAGGAAAGCUCAGGUCAAUAAAGAAAGUGUAGUAGUAGUAUUUUAUGACAUUGUAAGGCAUAUGAUAUGCUAUGGAAGGAGGGAUUAUUAAUUAAAUUAGCAAAGUUGGGGAUUAAAGGCCAAAUGUAUAGUUGGUUUAAGGACUUUUUAGAUGGAAGAAAGAUUCAGGUCAGAAUGGGUAAACACUGUUCAAGAAAUUUUGGUAUAGAAAAUGGAACACCCCAAGGGAGCAUCAUGAGUCCUAUGCUAUUUUCAAUUAUGAUAAAUGAUGUUUUUAGUAGCCUAGAAAAAGGAAUGGGUUGUUCACUUUUUGCAGACGAUGGAGCGCUGUGGAAAAGAGGGAGAAAUAUAGAAUUUAUUGUUAAAAAGAUGCAAGAAACUAUUGUUAAGAUACAAGAAUGGGCAUAUAAGUGGGGGUUUAAAUUUUCAGUAGACAAAACAAAAACAGUGUUCUUCACACGUCAAAGAAUAAAAAGGAAUAUAACUUUAAAAAUGUAUAGUCAUGAGCUAGAAAGAGUCAAAAAUGUAAAGUUUUUAGGGAUAUGGUUUGAUGAAAAGUUAACAUGGAAUAUACAUAUUGAAAAAAUAGUAAACAAAUGCAAACAAGAGGGCUCUCGCAGCUGCUUAGCAGCUACGCUCGGGCCCUAAAAAGUGCGAAACAUAAUGAGGUGUCUGGUUGGAAGGGAUUGGGGAGCAGAAAGAGUGGCAUUACAAAACAUUUACAUUGGAUUAAUAAGGUCAGUAUAAGAUUAUGGAAGUGUGAUAUUUAGGUCAGCAGCAGAUACAGCAUUGGCAAAACUAGAUAGGAUCCAAUAUCAAGCAUUAAGGUUAUGCACAGGAGCCAUCAGGACAACCCCAACAGCAGCAUUACAAGUAGAAAUGGGAGAAAUGCCCUUAGAAUUGAGGAAAACACAGUUGGCUAUUAAUUAUUGGAUACAUUUAAAAGGAAAUAAAGAGAAUCACCCAACUCAAGAAGUACUAAAACCGUGCUGGGAAAAGAAGAAAAGAAAGAUAAAAAGUUUUGGAUGGACAGUUGAGCUAGAAACAAAAGAACUAGAAAUAAAUGAAAUAAACAUCAGCCCAACUGUACCACUACCAACAAUUCAGCCGUGGCUUCUACCAGAUCCUGUGGUAGAUCUAACAUUACUGGAGAAGAAAACCAAAAAUAAAGAAAUCAUAGGACAGCCACAGAUCAUACAAGACUACAUUGAAAGGAAAUACUAUAGUUAUAUACAAAUUUAUACAGAUGCAUCAAAAAACCUAGCAAACAAUGUAGGUGUUUCGGUAAUUGUCCCAGAAUUUAAGGUCAAAUUUUUAAAGCGCAUUGAGGACAGACUGUCGGUAUAUACAGGAGAAAUGUUAGCAAUUCUGGUAACACUGCAGUGGAUAGAAGAUGUGAGACCACUCAGAUCAGUUAUAGGUUCAGACUCAAGUUCAGCAAUAAUCAGCUUUAGAUCACAACCAUUCAGACAGCAGACAAGAUUUGAUAAUAGAAAUUAAACAAACAUUGUUUAGGAUUCAAAUGUUAGGGUUAGAUGUAGUAUUAGUAUGGAUACCAGCUCAUAUAGGAGUAGUUGGAAAUGAAAUGGCAGAUAAAUGCGCAAAGAGAGCAACAGAAAAGCAGCAAAUGGAUAGUAUAGUGCCAUUUAGCAAAACAGAAGUAAAGAACAUAAUUAAACAGAAGAUCAAACAAAGAUGGCAGGAGCAAUGGGAUAAGGAGAAAACGGGAAGAUGGUUUUAUGGAAUACAGAGACAAGUAGGGACAAUGAGAAAAACUACCAGAACUCGUGAAGAAGAAAACAUAAUAUCUAGAAUGAGAUUUGGACAUACUAGACUGAACAGUACAUUACAUAAAAUGGGAAAACACAACAAUGGAACAUGUGAUCAGUGCAAUAGUCAAGAAACAUUAGAACACGUUAUGAUGCAGUGCCCAAAAUAUGAGGCUGAAAGGAGGAACCUUAUAAGGAAUUUAAGUAGAAUAAAGAUUAGAUACAAUCUAAAGGAUUUGAUACAGAGGAAUUCUGGGGAAGAGUCAUAUCGAUUAAUAAUCAGGUUCCUAAGGAAGACAGAGUUAAUAGAAAGAAAUUAUUAUUUUAUUUUAUUUAUUUAUUUUAUUUUUUUCAUUAGUAUUAUUAAGAUCCAGACGCCAGACCAGUUGGUGGCGGUAAUGCACCAUAGCGUAUUUUGCCAACCUCCAAAAAAAAAAAAAAAGGAAUCAAGAAGAAGAAGAAACGCGGACAGUUGAUUAGUUUGACAAAACACAAGAGGUAAGACCACAAAUCUGCAACUAGUGUCUUUAAAUGGUGACAAAAUGCAGAACAUGCAGUUUUAUCAUAGCUGUAACUUUUAAGUGCAUAGCACAUUUCCGCUUACAUUAACAAACACUGUUAGCCUUUAGCUUAGCCGGACUUGCUAACUUGGAUGCAGCUGUGUUUCCGGUCAGUUUCAUUAACAAAAGCUGUAUUACAUAAAAUAUCAGAUUUAAAAAUUUAUCCACCUUAAAGAGAGGGGCUAAUUCUAAUCCUAUUUUCAUGUAAUACCGCCUGUAAAAUGUUAUGCAGCCGAUAUUACCCGGAAGAGUUCCCUGGCCGACUUCCGUUCAAAAUAAUAAAGAUUUAACGUGACCAGAAGACUUAAUUCAUGGCAUAGUAUAUCUAAAACUUUUUCUAUGAUCAGUAUAAAGCUUAAAGGUAUCCGGCCAGAAUUCAGCUUUAGAUACAUGUCUGUGAUGAACGUAAUUGUGCCUUUAACUGACAGACCGCUAUAGGUCGGUAAUAGAUUUCUCCACGUUAACGGUAGAGAGUCAAACCAAGUUCAUCAAAGCUGGCUAUGAAUUCACGUAUCAUACAACCAUAGAAAAACAUUAUUGAAGCCCCGAUUAUUCUGGGGUAUGUUGUAAAGUACCCCCAGUUUUCAUCCAGGUCUAACUAGAGUCCAGAACACCGGGGAAAUAGGUUUACAGUUAAAGUGUGCAAUCUUUGAACGGAGUUUGGUGUUGAGGUUUUCUGUGGAGCACUUUUCCAUGUUUACAUUAUACAGAGCUCUUCCACUGAAGUAAGCAAACUCAAAACAUACCUUUUUAGUCUUGCAUUUAACAAAAUUUUAUAUCAUUAACUUUGUUUACGUGUUUUUGCAUUUAUCUCUUCUAGUUUUGAUCACAGGAUCGCCUUUGAUUGAGCUAUUUUGGUGCUCUUAUUUUAAUAUCUUUUACUGUUGUUCUUAUUUCAUUUUAUUUAUUUCUGAAAUUUCAUUUUAUGUUACUUUGUUUUUAGAUUUUAAAACCUCCAGUGUUUCCUCAGUGCGCACAUUCCUAUUUAUAUGAAAUCAAGCCCUUUUUAAGUUAAUCCACUUUAAUACUGUUUCUAUUGUGUUUAGAUUGUGCGGUGGGAAUGAGGGUUGUGGGUUGGGGUAGAUUAGGGUUUUCUUUGUUUCUUUUAUUCCUCUGCUAUGUAAAGCACUUUGUUCUACAUCGUUUUUGUAUGAAAAGUGCUUUACAAAUAAAGACUGAUUGAUUGAUUGAUUAAAGUUAGGCAUAUUAAUCAUUAACAAUACUUGCUCUGUUCAAGAACGAGACUGUAGAGCUGUGAGUAGACCUGAAUAAAGACCUCAAGCUUUGGUCCUGCAGCAGCCUGCUCUUCUCUGUGAGGAUUAUGAAGUCAGCCUGUGACAAACAAACAAACUCUUGUUAGAACGUAUUUAAACAUUGAGUUUGUUUUGUUUAUCUCAAUUAACUUAUAAGUUCGUAAUAUAAAACAUACAUUUGCACAGCCAGCCUUUUCAGCAGUGACCUUCUGUGGCUUACCUUACUUGCAGAGGGUCUCUACGAUCGUCUUCUGGACAACUGUCAGUCUGUAGUGUUGUGAGCUGCCCCAAAGUUAAACAGGACAGCUUUAAAUACAUAAUAUUCAGAGAGUGCUUUGCUCCAUCACCGAUAACAUGAUCCAGAAGUAAAAAGAACAAUGUUUUCAGGAGUAAUUGUAUGUGAAGAGUUAGAAUGAGGAAACAGCUGAAACAAAAAGUAAAGGAGUGCAGGGUCACUGGUGCCCUGGAGUUUAGCUCUCAGUUGAAAAAAAAUCUCUUCGUGUUGAUGUUUAGGCAUAAAUGAAAACAUUAAAAUGUGACUUUUCUGCAGAUGGAAAACUACAGUAAAGCUCGGACAGAGGAGCAGCAGUCUGUCUCUCCGUUCUCUGGUCUCCCUCCAGACACGCCGGAGGUCCGAGUCAAAGAUGGCAGCAAGAUCCGCAACCUGCUACGCUACGCCCUGGGCCGUAUGGAGGCCAAAGCCCGAGUAGCUGACCCUGAGGAGGAGGGAGGACCCCCAGCUGAGGGGGGAGGAGGUGAGGAUGUGCCACAGGAAGCAGCUGCCCGGCCCCUAUGCAGACACAUCAUCUUCACGGCGAGCGGGAAGGGCGUGUCCAAAGCUAUCACGUGUGCUGAAAUCGUAAAGCGGCGUGUGAAGGGGCUCCACCAGCUCACCAAGCUGCAGUACAGCACUGCUGUGGAGGUGUGGGAGCCGCUGGAGCCUGGCGCCGGCCUUGACAGCCUCACCGUCAACAGAAACGUGCCCACCAUCUGGAUCCUGCUCUCCAGAGAGCCAAUGGACAGCAGCCAGCCUGGGUACCAGCCACCAGGACGCUAUGACCUGCUGUGGGCUCAGAGCAUCAACAAGGAAGAGGUGGGGUCGACAGGACAGAGAACCGGGCACAAGAGGAAGAAAGGAGGAGGAGGAGGAGGAGAGAGAGGAGGAGGAGGAGGCAGAGGGAGGGGGUCUGGACGUCAGGCUGGGCGCUCCAGAGACUCAGUAAAAGGACAGAGUUGAUUUAUUUUCCAUUGAUAAUUUAUUUUUACAAACUGAACAGACAGGAAGAGAAAAACAGUCAAAGCUUCAAAACUGGAAACCUGCUGUGAAAAAUGCUUUUGGACUUUUUUCAUUUAGUAUUUUGGUCAGAAAAGACAAAAUGAUCCAAGUAGGCUGAUGAAGAUAUUUGUUGAUGACUGUGACGGGAACAGGAUCUGCGUCUGUAAGAAGUGAAGUGGUCUAAGUUUUCUCAUGUUACUGUGUGAUGAUGAUGAUGAUGAUUUUGGUCUUCAGGGUCUCUGUUUUGUAAAACCAGACUUGAGUUGUCUCUCUGUGGAAAUCUUUUUCUACAGUGUGGAUGAAAAACUUUUAUGUUCCUGAAAUGUGAUUUAAGAACUUGUUUAUUUUGAAACAAAUAAAAACUAUUCUGACUUUAAACUGUGAGCAGAUGAAAGGUGGUCCUGACCCUCUUUAGAGCGGAGAGUGCACCGUCCAUGAUUUCCAAAAAGGUCAGCUUUUGAUUCGUCACAGGAAAGCUUUCCACUUACCCUCAGUCCACCUUCGAUAAAUUUGAUAUGAUCUACUGUAGAUGAUAAAAUCCACUCAGGAACUUUAUUCUGAAACUGUUGAACUGUUAGCUCAUGCAGUCUCUCACAGAGUCCUGAACCUCUGACAGAUUCAGCCUUCUUGACCCAGUCAUGUGACUAACCUGUCGUUCACGUCAAUAAUUCGAUUUUCUCAGCUGCAUGUAUACGAGGACAAGGAGAGAAGUCCGAUUUGGCGAAAAAAAAACAAAUUAUGAGCUUAGUCCGAUCAAACUGCAUGUAAACACACUGAAUAACGACUUUUUGGAAAAUGUUGCUGCCAUGAAUAAAUAAAAUUAAAAUGAGCAUACCUUUAUUCAUGAUACUUUUCAUUCGGAUCCUUAUCUUGGACUUUUUGAGGUUGUAGUUCAUGACUGUAUUUGUUACACGCCCAGAGAAGUUGGCAUCUUGAACUGGACUGUCAAACAUCUUAAGGUCAGUUCAUUCUGGACUUAAACA